Hippoglossus stenolepis (Pacific halibut) is the source of this 5981-nucleotide messenger RNA. RefSeq names its product collagen alpha-1(XXV) chain. NCBI's taxonomy places the organism in Eukaryota, Metazoa, Chordata, Actinopteri, Pleuronectiformes, Pleuronectidae. The coding region runs from base 339 to 2408 and encodes 689 amino acids. The transcript has 38 exons. The record is from RefSeq and is a predicted model, not a curated record.
UUGUGUUUCCCCAGGCUUUGACUUUAUUGUGCAUGAGGGCAUUUUCCUGCGCGCGAGACUACUGUGCAAGGUUCUGUGCAACAAGUUUGCAGGAGCCCCAGCGCGCCGCCGUGCACACAGGUUCACUUUGCUUUGGCUGGAGCAGAGAGGAGAGGGUCUCCGCUCGUCUGUCUGUCGCUGUCACCACUAAGUCCCUGUACGUGAGCGCAGCGUCGCAGCCAAGCGCGCGCGCACACACACACACUUACACUUACACACGCACACGCACAGGAGAGUGUGCCACAAAAUUCGUGACUCCGCGCCAGAUGCAGUUUGCUCCCCACAGCGUGUGUUGCUGAAUGGAGAUCGCGAAGGCAAGAGGAGCAUCAAAGUGCGUGGAGAAAAUGGAGAAAGUGGCGCCUGAGAAGCGAGGGCAUCGCCGCACAACACUGCUGAACAUAAUCUCGUCUUUAUGUUCAGUGGCGUCCGUCGCCUUCUGCGUCCUUCUGAGCAUUAACGCAGCGGACAUUCAGAACCGGGUUGUGGAUUUGGAGAGUGUGAAUGGCGGGCAGACCUUGAUCCGCGCCCCCGGUUCCUCCAUGGAUGACUUGAGCUCACUGGUUCAACAGAGAGUUGAUGAGCUGCUCUCGCAGCGCUCCUAUGAAAAUUUUGUCAAGAUUCGGACUGCCAGACAAACCUCACCUGAAUGCAACUGCCCUCCAGGACCUCCGGGAAAGCGAGGAAGAAGAGGCCGCGAUGGAGAACCUGGACCUUCUGGUACUCCAGGUCCAAAGGGUGAAAAGGGGGAUCAAGGCGACCAGGGACCACGGAUGGUCUUCCCUAAGAUCAAUCAUGGCUUUCUUUCCGCUGACCAGCAGCUCAUAAAGCGACGUCUCAUUAAGGGAGAUCAGGGGCAGGCGGGAGCGCCUGGGCCUCCGGGGCCACCGGGCCCUCCGGGGCCGAGGGGGCCUCCAGGGGACACGGGGAAAGAUGGGCCCAGAGGUGUGCCUGGACUAGCAGGUGAUCUGGGGCAGCCUGGAGAAAUAGGACCUGUGGGGCCUGAGGGGCCAGAAGGGCAAAAGGGUUCCUUUGGGCUUCCUGGAAGCCCAGGUGAUGAUGGACUGAAGGGGGAUGUUGGAAUCCCAGGAUUGGACGGUAUCCCCGGAGUCAAGGGUGAAAUAGGAGAGCGAGGUGAAAAGGGUGAUAUGGGUGAAGACGGUCCGAAAGGCGAUAUGGGGGAGAAGGGAGACGCAGGCUCCUCUGCAGCUGGCAUCAAGGGUGAACCUGGAGAGCCUGGACGAAGUGGAUACAAGGGAGAGCCAGGACUUCCAGGGCUGCCUGGACUCCCAGGGAUAAAGGGUGAGCCUGGGUUCCUCGGCCCCCAGGGAGAGCCAGGGCUUCCCGGACUCCCAGGAACGAAGGGUGAGAGAGGAGACCACGGGCCACCAGGGAAGGGUGAGCGCGGAGAAAUUGGAUAUGUUGGACCAAAGGGGUCACAAGGAGAGACGGGUACACCUGGUAAUAAAGGGUCGAAGGGGGAGACUGGAGAUAAAGGAGACUUGGGAACCUUCGGCCCGAAGGGGCCCCCUGGGCAGAAAGGAGACCAAGGGGCCACUGAAAUCAUCGACUACAAUGGAAACAUACAGGAGGCUUUACAGAAGAUUACCACUAUUACAGUAACGGGGCCUCCAGGGCCUCCGGGGCCAAUCGGACCUCAGGGUGUAAAGGGGGAUCGAGGUCUGCCUGGUCUCCCUGGACUCGAUGGAGAAAGAGGCUAUAAAGGUUCAAAAGGAGACAUGGGAAUGCCUGGAGCUUCAGGGGAGAAAGGAGGAUCUGGUUUAACUGGUCUACCUGGUGUGAAUGGGGGAAAGGGGGAAAAGGGAGACCUGGGUCUACCUGGUACUCAGGGUACUUCCAUUAUUGGCUCUCCAGGGCCUCUAGGGCCCCAUGGACCACCAGGACCCAUGGGACCCCACGGUUUCUCCGGAUCAAAGGGUGAACCUGGAUUGCAUGGUUUGAAGGGGAUGCGAGGGGAACUGGGUCACAAAGGGGAUCGCGGACCUCUGGGUCUCCCUGGAGCCUCCGGCUUGGACGGCAAGCCCGGAAUUGGGGGAAUGGAUGGACCGUCGGGUCCAGCUGGUCCCGCUGGGCCAAAGGGCGACAUAGGUGAGAGAGGAGCACAGGGUGAGCCAGGACCGAGGGGACCUUAUGGACUACCUGGAGCUGCUGGAACACCAGGCUUGGACGGGUUGCCGGGCUUAAGGGGAGAGAAAGGCGACGAUGGGGAAAGAGGAGAAAAGGGGGAGAAGGGAAAGAAGGGCAAAAAAGGGCCUAAGGGGGAGAAAGGAGAACAGGGUGCCCCUGGAUUAGAUGCACCCUGCCCAUUGGGCCCAGAUGGAUUACCAAUACCUGGAUGCUGGCAGAAGUGAUCACUCUAACCUGAAACGCAUGGAGUUUGUAAAUAAUGCUUCUUUUAUGGUAUUUAUAGUUUUUUUUAAUGGGGAAAAAAAAAAAAAAAAGAAUAGUCCAAAAGAGAAAAGAAGAAGUCUAUGUGUACAAUGAUACAAAAGAGGAAAAAAAAAGAUAACCGUCCCUAAGCUGCUUCUACUCACAUCGCUGUGUGAAAAACAAAAAAAAACAAACACGUGUGUGUGUGUGUGCUCUCUCGCAUCCACGUCGUGGUGGUCGAGUUCAGAUCCUCGGCUGGCGGCAGAACUUGUCUCUUUAGAGUCUUUGCAUGGCUCAGAGUGGAGUGUCGCGGCCCACCCAGAUUCUCGAGGGGGGAAAGGAGACGGAGGAGACGGAGGAGGAGAGGAGGAGGAGGAGGAGGAUCUGGACUGGCUCUCUAACACCAAACGCUAUAGGUGUUUUGUGUUGUUUCGUCUCACCACCCCCUUCACGCAGCAUCAUUUUCUAGAAGACUAAAAAAAAGACUGUGCCAAACAGAACAUUGCACCCCUGACCCCCCCCCCUGCAAAAGCAUGAGUAGUGUACUGAAUCUAUAUUUAUAUGUAUUGUACAUACAUGUCACUGUUUUGUGGUCGCGUCAUGGCUUCUGCAGAGAAAGAAACACAACACUAACAUAGAAAAACAAACCCAGAGCUCUAAAUCAGUAAUUUUUUAUUUUAUUUUUUUUGCUUUCCUUCAAUCCUCCCAAGGGAAUCACGCCAUGGCUGGUAGCCUGAAAACCCCCCCUCCCACAGAAAGUAGACCUGUUGGUUAUUGUUGCUUUAUUGUGGUGCAGCCUGCAGGAGGGUCUGACAUCUGCAGGGGUUUUUUUCACUGUUGCACUUGUGGCCCAGCGUCAGUGGCACCGCACGUCUCCGGACAGCCGGGGGCAGGAAAACAAAACAAGGAUUUGGGACCGGACAGGUCUACUCGGGACCCCCCCCCUCUCUUUUUCUCUCGAAGGAUUCUGCAGGGGAGUCGUGGAGAUCUGCCUCUCAGGGUCAAUACUGAGAGCGUCAACAGAUUGCAAUCACUUAUAUCUUUACUUUAUUCUUUCUUUUUUUUGUUUUUUUUUUGCUCUCAUUCUUAAACAUUGUUUGUAUUUUGUGUAUAAUAGCCUUUGGUGCCUCAAGCUUUUAUUCAUUCCUUUUUAUCAGAAACUUUAUAUGAUGUUUUUAAUUUGAGGGAAUGGUGUUGAUUUCAGAAGGGGUAAGCUUUGGUUGUAUUGUAUUGAGAAGAUGCUCUGUUUCUCAUAUAAUUUUUUUACAGGAUGUUGAAAUAGUGUGAAGGUUGUAGCUUCAGAUUGUGUCCAUCAGCCUCCGAUCUCACUCUUGUUUUUUUUUCUUUGUUUGUGUGGAACACAUCCUGCGUUGUUCACUCUGGGAUGUUAUUUGUGCAGCGUUGUCAGUUCACUGCAUGAACGCAGUUUAUUCUUGGAUGUUGAGCGUAAGCGUUGCGGAGGAGGAGCGCACAGUUUUGUUUCAUGCAGGGACAAACAGUCACUGGUGUUUCUGAUGUCGUAUUAAGGCAGAUUAUUAUCUGUUCCACCUCAAGAAUUGUCUUAAACAUAUAGAAAACACAGAAAACAUGUCAGGAAAGCUGCAAUUGUCUGUUUCCAUAAAUGGAACCACAAGCUAAAGCGUGGCCAGUUAUGUCACAUUCCAUAUCGGAUGGAGCAAAAAUAAUCGGAGCUAGAUUUAUUUUUCAGUUUUCAUGAAUUCAGAUUCCUCCCGUCGCAGUUUGUGCUAUGCGAGGUGACACUCGCAGUCUUUUUCUUCAACAUUGCAAACGUAUGUGUGAGUGAUUUACUGUCAGGGCAGAUGGGAAAAAACAAAAACCAACAUUUUGUUGUGAUGUAGCAGCAACCACAGGUGGACUGGAGAGGAUGUCUGGUUCCUGUUUGAUUGUACAGUUCAUCUCGUCAUUAUAAGGAAAGGAGACACACAGAUUAUAAUGGUGCUAACUGAUAGUCGGCCCAGUUCACGUGCUCUAACAGUGGCAAGAACAACACAACAGGUUUCUUUAUUGUUGUUGGUUUUUUUUAUGUAUGUAACAAUUUAAGGUUUUUUGUGCAUAUAUUUGUGUCAGUAUUUUAAAUGGUACGUUAUUUAUUUUUUUCUAUAAUUUCUUACAUGAAGGCAUUUUUGGUUCGGAACAGCAUUCCUCUCAGUAGUUUUCUUUUUUUGGGCUUUGUUUCUUUUCCGCCGCGGCGAAUUUUGGAUCGCGCGAAGGCAUUGUAAAACAGUUAUGCUAAGUGGCAUAAUUGUGAAACAGUUAUGCAAAGUGGCACAGCGUGAAGGAAGUUGGUCAUUUUUUACAAAUUACAGUGUGCAUUCAGAUUAUAGGCCUUUAUAAUGGAAUACAUCUGCUUUUAUUUAAUUUAGUGCGUCAGAACGCUAAGUAUGACAACAAGGUACUGGGGCCCGAGCGUUGACGGGCCCAGCCAAUGCAACCACGCUAAACAUCACAGCUUUUUCUCAUGCUCUCUCUCUCUCUCUCUCUCUCUCUCUCUCUCUCUCUCUCUCUCUCUCUCUCUCUCCUCUUUGCAUUGAAUGUAGUUUGAUAUAUGUAUAGUGGAUUAUUAUUACUGUACUGUUAAGAUGUGUGCUCAUUUGACAAUAAGUGCAAUUUAUACUUUGGUUAAUGUGUGUAGCAUCAAAUGCAGCUGAACUGUCACACGACCUGUGAUCUCUGUAGCUCCAUUUGUUCAGUCAUGCUACCCUGUGUUACCACUUCCUGGAAAAAGAAAAUGUUUAUUUACAAAGAAACCAUUAUGAACACGGACCUUUCAUUAAGUCUCAAAUUAUUAACUGUCCCUUCACUCAUGUUUUAAAGUGAUUUUCCAAUACUUCAUAUUUAGGUUUUUUUUCAUCUUGUGUUUUGACAUCCGGACUUUGUUACAGUAUUUGUUCUCACAAGGUGCUGUAUCUUUAGCAUGUGCAGCUAAAUUUUUCUAAUUGAUUUUUUUUUUUUAUUUGAUUGAUUUUGUUUGCAUUUGUUUGAUUGUAGCGUUUCCUGGAUGAAGUUUCACAUGUAGAUUAUUCUGCUGUUAGCGGAAGUGCCAAAAUGUUAUUUCCGUUUCAGUAUUAGCAGAGCGACUGCACAUUUGUCAGUGCUCGGCGGUCUUUCACCUUUCAGAACAAAGGCGUCGCUUUGGGAUAAUUGACUAAUUUAGCGCAUUUUUCUGAAAGACAGCACCGGUCUCUGGUUAGAAAUCGGAACAUCUCAUACUUCUGUACCCUUCCGAUGCACUGCAGCCUUACUGAAGUAACUAUUUUGCCACAUUCUCUCCAAAAUAAAACACAGUUGUGGCUCAAAAUGCAAAGUAAAAUCCACUUUGUGGCUUUUUUGAGUCACAACCUCCCUUUUGUUGUGUUGUGGCACAUGUUAAAUUUAUGUUCUGCAUUUGUGUUACUCUUUCCUUUUCUUUUCUUUUUUACCCACUUGAUUGACAUUUCUUUGAAGACCCUUGUGUUCACACAAUCUUAUAUUUGAAGAUGACAUUUCAUAUGACUGUACUGUUGGAGCCAAAUAAAUGCAGUCUUUCAAAUACA